Messenger RNA from Lingula anatina, 4043 nucleotides. RefSeq lists its product as uncharacterized. NCBI's taxonomy places the organism in Eukaryota, Metazoa, Brachiopoda, Lingulata, Lingulida, Lingulidae. The record is from RefSeq and is a predicted model, not a curated record.
AGGGGGACGUGUGGUCAUUUCUUCUCCAUUGUGUUCAUACAUACAUGUAAAAAAAAUAACCCUUCCCUAAUAUGUACACAGAUCUGAUCUACACAACCUAGCAAUAAAAGAAACUGUACUUUAUUUGGCAAAACAUAAUGUUCACUGCCCGCCAUCACACUGGGACGUGCGACUGUACAGACAGACUAUCCGACCGGUACACACGCUCUAGUUACGUUGUCAUAACUCUUCGAGCGAGGCGUCAAGAUAUGUGCCCUAGAUUCGAUUACAUGUCAUCGGUUCAAGGUAGUUAGGUUCAUAUACAAAGCAAGCUGCAAAGUCAACAUUCAUGGGAUAAUAUAGGUGUGCGUUUACUCAACCCUCGAGUAAAGAACGCACUGAAAGCUCUAUAGACCACCUAGUUUUCUAACUAGGAAGUAAACCGGGUCAAACCAACUUGACAAUUGUCCACACCUUUGACGGAGAAAGCUGAGGUCAUAAAGCCUCAACGUAGACGCAUGAGCAGAGUCACGAGCCUUCGCGGUGACGGCGUAGAAGGAUUUAGACUGAAAGCACGUGUUUUUGGUAUAAUCCAGUGAAUCAUGAUCGAAAAAAUAUGUUGAUUUCGUCACGGACUAGGACACCCAAGUGACGUUUGAACUGGCUUCAAAACACUUUAUAAAAUAGGAUCGGUGGAAAAGCGAUUCUCACACAGGGAAGAGACAGCGGUUGAUGAAAUACGACACUACCCACAGUUCUCAAACAUGAUUGUCGCGUGGCUGUGCGUUCUUCUAGUCGUUUCAGGCCAUGGUAUAAGUUUCGCCAUUGCCCAGGGCGCGACCCAAACUUCAGUUACUACGGCAACCAAGCCAGGAACCACCAUGCCUGGAACCACCACCACCACCAUCACCACCAUAGCUGCUUUUGAUAUACUUAGAAGCAGUUCAUCUCCAGGAGGAACAGCUUCCACAACUGUUAAAAGUACAACCACUCGCACAACCUUACAAACUGGACAACCUGCCACUACCACAAUAAGACAAGCAGCCACAACCUUACCUGGUCAAACUACCACUACCACAACUGGACAAACAUUUACAACCUUACCUAGAGAAACUACCACUACCACAACUGGACAAACAGCUACAACCUUACCUGGGCAAUCUACCACUACCACAACUGGACAAACAGCUACAACCUUACCUGGACAAACUACCACAACUGGACAAACAGCUACAACCUUACCUGGACAAACUACCACAACUGGACAAACAGCUACAACCUUACCUGGACAAACUACCACUACCACAACUGGACAAACAGCUACAACCUUACCUUGGCAAUCUACCACUACCACAACUGGACAAACAGCUACAACCUUACCUGGACAAACUACCACUACCACAACUAGACAAGCAGCUACAACCUUACCUGGACAAACUACCACUACCACAACUACACAAGCAGCUACAACCUUACCUGGACAAACUACCACCACCACGACAGGACAAGCAUCUACAACCUUACCUGGACUAACUACCAUAACAGGACAAGCAUCUACAACCUUGCCUGGACAAACUACCACUACCACAACUACACAAGCAGCUACAACCUUACCUGGACAAACUACCACAACAGGACAAGCAGCGACAACCUUACCUGGACAAACUGCCACUACCACAACAGGACAAGCAUCUACAACCUUACCUGUACAAACUACCACUACCACAACUACACAAGCAGCUACAACCUUACCUGGACAAACUACCACCACCACAAUGGGACAAGCAGCGACAACCUUACCUGGACAAACUACCACCACCACGACAGGACAAGCAUCUACAACCUUACCUGGACCAACUACCAUUACCACAAUUGGACAAGCAAUGACAACUAAACCUGAACAAAUGACCACUACUACAACAGAGCAAGCAGUGACAACCUUACCUGGACAAACUGCCACAACUUCUACAAUACAUACAAGCACAAAUGGACAGAUUACCCAAACCACCACCACUACAACAAUGGGAGGUCUCACAACCAAUCCUCCAACCACAACCACACAAAACAUGGAAAAUACAUCAAAUUCUUCUUCAAGUUAUAUAACCAGCACACCUUCAAGCACUACCAAACAUGCUUCAACCACAUCAUCAUCAUCUGAAAGUGCUACAUCCAAAACCACAAUACAGCAGGUAGAAUCAACCACCCCUGGGCAACCAUCUUCAAUCUCCUCAGUAACAACACCUUCUUCCACUCAAACAGCAUCAAGUGUGUCUACUUUUACAGGCUCAUCAGCAACAAUUAAUCUUUCCUAUUCAAGUACCACACCAAAUAACACAACCAAUAUAAUUGCAAGCUCUUCUGUUUUAAUUGCACUGAUGACAACAAGCACUUCAAACACAACUCAACAAGCAGUUGCAACCACCCCUUCUGUAACACCUACUGAUGCAACAUCGACCACACCUAGCAUUAAAACCAUACCAACUACAGGUGAUCUUUUCCAUCAAAGUACCAGAGCAACAACCAUACCCAUUAAUUCAACUCUAGGUACAACAACCACUUCCUCGACUAGCACUACAAUAAGUUUCAGCACACCUUCUUUAAAUACAACAGCUACUGAAGUAACCACUUUGCCAUCUGGGACCUCACAAAAUAUGAGUAACAGCACACCAAGUUUUCCUCCCUCAAACAAAACAAAUGCCUCAGAAAGCACCACCCUUUUGACCACUUCAGCUACCAGUAGCACAAUAAAUGCAACUGUUAGAACCACUAACACAAUUUCUUCAGUUUCAGUAUCUAAAACACCAAACAUCUCUACUACAGGUGCAACACUAAGUACAACUACUCUGUUUCACACUAAUGCCUCACCUACAAGUACAUCCAAAAGUACCACCACUUCUUUGGUUGAAAGCACAACAGCCACAACACCUGCACCUUUAAAUACAACAAUGGCUUCUGAAACUUCUACUACCCCUAGAAGCUCAACACAUAGUACAACAAGCACGGAAACAAGUGUGUCACCGACAAGUACUAGUACAACCAUAACACCCACCCGGACAACUCCCAGUACAACAAGUACAGCUAGUAGUACCAUAUCUAGUACAACAGCAUCUAGUACAACAACAUCUAGUUCAACAACAUCUAGUACAACAUCAUCUAGUACAACUAUAUCCAGUACAACAACAACCACUGGUACAACACCUACUACCACUCCUACUACCACCACAAGUACAGAACUUGGUACCAGUUCCAGUAUAAUUCAAAGUACCACAGCUUCUACCACUAACACAUCCCCUUCAAGCACCACAAUAAGUACUGCAAGCACCAUGAAAAUCAUACCAUCUACAAGCAUCACUAUGGAAAGUACAGCGUCACUUAGUACUACAAGUAAUACCACACAAUCUGGUGCAGGCAAGCCUGCUACCCAAACUAUGGCAGAUCAACAGAAAUUGGCCCUGUACAUAGCUGUGCCCAUAGUGUUGAUACUGGUGAUAGCAGCAGCCAUAUUUGGAUUGUGGGUCUUUUGUAGAAGACGAAGAGGAGGUUUGUCCAUAACAGAUAAGGAUGACUUUAAUAUGCUCACUUACAGCAGUGCAGAUCCGUCUGCCACCAUGACAAGAUAUAAACUAACCAACCACAAACGCACCUACUCAGAUAAAUGGCGUAAAGGAAAGGGAGAUAUUGAUGUCUGGGACUAGACUGGUGCCCCCUGGUGUUUGAAGAUGCUGCCUCAGGGGAUCCAUAUGAAUAGUCCGAAGUACAGCAUUUGUUCAAAGACUUGUAGCCUGAAUAUUAACUUCUUCUGUGACUUUCAUGAGGACUGCAAUUCCACAUUCAUAACAUCAGGAGCACAUAUUAUGUAAUAUGGUAAUAUCUGUCUGAAUGGAACCCGCAGAGCAAACACUUCCAAGUUCAGUAUAAAAAUUGGUACCCACAAAUGAUGGAAUUGUGAUGUAGUGAUAAAAAUCCAACAGGAUCUGUCAUCUAUCCCAGGGAGUAAAAGUCUGAAACUUGAGCAGGAAAACUGGAAUGCUUCAAUGCUGAAGCGCCCAUUAGAGAUGAAAUGA